Molecule: messenger RNA, 1406 nt
Organism: Tarenaya hassleriana
Lineage: Eukaryota; Viridiplantae; Streptophyta; Magnoliopsida; Brassicales; Cleomaceae
Exons: 3
Coding region: 142-1227 (361 amino acids)
Source: RefSeq, a predicted model, not a curated record
UCUUUUUGAUCCCUUCCCCCAUUUCUUGCACCUCACUCUUAUUGUCCCUCUCCUCAUCUCUCUCUCUCUCUCCCCAUUUCCGUUUUAAGAUACCAUUUCGCUCUCUCGAUUCUGUUUGUCCUCUCCAAAAUCGCAGGAAAGAUGGGUAAUUGCCUCUCCAGCUCCACUAAAUCCACAUCUGAAAUUGCUCCCUUCGACUGUGUCAAACCCACUAUUUCCGGCUCCGCUUACGCCGCUGCCACCGCCGGCGUACCUGCUCGGGUCUCCGCCCCCCAACGCCUCGGCGCCCCCGUUGUCGCCACGGCCUCAGACAGAGCCACCGGAACUGCCACCGUCAGAUUAUCUGGACCACCAAACAGUCUUGUCACAUCUUAUGUCCGUUUCGCGCUUCUCCACAAGAGGGUUCCUCUUAGAUUCGUUCCCUCAGAAGAUCAGAAGCCGACGAUCCAAUUAGGAUCGGACACGGUGUCGGGAUCCAAGGAGAUCCUGGUUGGUUUCAUCGAGAAGAAGUUCCCGGAGCCGAGAUUAAUGAUGGGGAAGUUCAAUUUGGAGGGAUUCGACGAUUCGACGCCAUUGAUAGCGAGGGUUACUUGGUUGCAGCACAAGAGCAUGGUGUGGCACGUGGAGAGGAUGGCGAGGUGGGCGGAGGAUCUGGCGGCGCGUGGAGGGAGAAAGGCGGCGGAUCCGUCGGCGGGGACGCCGAGGAUGGAGAUGAGGAAGUUCGGAAAAAACUAUUCUCAACUUCAGGAGCUGAUGCUUGAGCAUGCUCAAAUGGAGGAGAGAAUCAUCUUCCCUGUUCUUGAAGCGGUCGAUCGAGGGGUAUGCAAAUCUGCGAACGAGGAACAUGGGAGAGAACUGCCGAUCAUGAAUGGCAUCAAAGAAGACAUCAAAUCCAUCGGAGUCUUGGACUCCGGAACCUCUGUCUGUUCAGAGGCUCUCUUCAGUCUCGUCUCCCGUCUCAAUGCGUUACAGGAGAGAUGUAAAGGGCAUUUUGUGGAGGAAGAGAAGGAUCUGUUGCCGUUGGUGGAGGCGGCGGAGCUAAGCAAAGAACAGCAGAAGAAAUUACUGAACGAAAGUUUCGAAGUGAUGAGAGGGACUCAUUCCCAUUUGCUCGACUUCUUGCUCGAGGGCAUGCUUCCCAUUGAGGCAAUGCAAUAUCUCGACUUGAUCAUGAAGUUCGGUGAUGCAAAUCUGAUAUCAUCCAUGCUUUCCCGGAACAUCGGGUAAGAGACCGUUGUGAAUUUUAUUUUUCAUGUAAAUAUCAGUGAGAUCGUUUUAGCAAAUCCUUCUAGCUGAAGAAAAGUUCGAAGAAAAAGAAAGAGAAUAAUGUCUCUAGGUUGGCUACUACUACGUGCGGCACAAAUUACGGCAUUUGUUGUGUAAAGUUUUCACAGGCUUUUUUGGUU